Neurospora tetrasperma FGSC 2508 is the source of this 1620-nucleotide messenger RNA. RefSeq lists its product as uncharacterized. Gene Ontology annotation, molecular function: iron ion binding; oxidoreductase activity, acting on paired donors, with incorporation or reduction of molecular oxygen; monooxygenase activity. The coding region runs from base 1 to 1620 and encodes 539 amino acids. The record is from RefSeq and is a predicted model, not a curated record. NCBI's taxonomy places the organism in Eukaryota, Fungi, Ascomycota, Sordariomycetes, Sordariales, Sordariaceae. The transcript has 2 exons.
AUGGCAUUUGGCGCUGCCCACCUCCAGCUCUGGCUGGGGGCCUUGGUUGCCCUCGGUGCUAUUUACACAUCAUGCCUCAUCUUCUACCGCCUCUUCCUCCACCCCCUCGCCAAAUAUCCCGGCCCCUUCCUCGCCAAGCUGACCGACGGCUACAUGGCCUACCACGCCUUCAAAGGUGACCGGCACCUCGAGUUCUGGCGUAUGCACGAGAAAUACGGCAAAUUCGUCCGCUUCGGGCCCAACUCGCUCUCCGUCAACUCCAACACCGCCCUCAAGGACAUCUACGGCUUCAAGGCCAACGUCCGCAAAGCCGAGUUCUACGACGCCUUCGUCCACCCGGCCCCCAACACCCACAACGCGCGCGACCGUGACCUACACGCCCGCAAGCGGCGCGUCCUGGCGCACGCCUUUUCCGAUUCCGCCAUCAAGGAAGUCGAGCGCUACAUCCUGUCCAACAUCCGCACCUUUUGCGACGCCAUCGGCGACCUUGGCCGCCCCAGCUUCGCUCCGCUAGCCGAUAAGAAGGGAUGGUCUUCCCCGAAAAACAUGUCCGACUGGUGUAGCUGGCUAGCCAUGGACAUUUUGGGGGACCUCUGCUUCGGCAAAGCCUUCCACAUGCUCGAGCGCCCCGACAACCGCUACGCCGUCGACCUCGUCUCCGUCGCCGCCCACCGCCACCUCAUCUGCGGCACCAUGCCCAUGCUCGACAAGCUCUCGCUCGACCGUAUCUUUCUGCGCAAAAUUGCUUCUGGUAGAGCACAGUACAUGGCCUACAGUCGCCAACAGCUUGCCGAACGCACGGCGCUAGGCGACGAGACCGACCGCCGCGAUUUCUUCUACUACCUCCUUAAAGCCCGCGACCCGGAAACAGGCCAGGGAUUUACGACCCCUGAGCUCUGGGGCGAGUCAAACUUGCUAAUUAUCGCCGGGUCCGACACCACUUCCACCGCAAUGGCCGCGACACUAUUCUACUUGGUCCGCAACCCUACUGCUCUCGCCCGCGUCACCGCCGAAAUUCGCUCCCGCUUCGCUUCAGUUGAAGACAUCCACCAGGGUCCUAGCCUCCAGUCAUGCACUUACCUCCGCGCUUGCAUCGACGAAGCAAUGCGUUUGUCACCCUCAGUCGGCGGUCUCCUGCCUCGUGAAGUCCUGCCAGGCGGGAUAACCAUUGAUGGCGAACACGUUCCCCAAGGCACCAUCAUUGGCGUUCCUCACUAUACUCUCCACCACAACGCUGCUUACUACCCUGAUCCCUGGUCCUACACCCCUGAGCGCUGGCUGUCUACCCAAUCUCCAUCUGAAAAGGCUUCCGGCGCUGCCAUGCAGACGGAGGAACAGAUCCAACUUGCUCAAUCAGCCUUCUGCCCCUUCUCCAUCGGGCCGCGCGGUUGUAUUGGUAAGGGACUGGCCUAUAUCGAGAUGAGCAUCACGUUGGCGAGGGUGUUGUUUUUGUAUGACUUGCGCAGGGCGGUGGGAGUGGAUGAUCCGGCGGAGGGAGGGAAGAAAGGGUCGGAGUAUGGAAGGCAUCGCGUGGGGGAGAUGCAGCUGGUGGAUACGUUUACGAGUACCAAGGAUGGGGUUAUGGUUGAGUUUAGGCCAAGAGAGGAUUUGGCUGCUUGA